AUGGAUCCUCCUCAGCUUUCCCCUCAUAUCCAGAGCAUCGGCGUACGGAAUUUUACCCAGAGCCAGGACUCCACCACAACCGUCCGUGGGGCGAUCAAGAAGGAGCUCGCCAACAGGGUCAUCUAUGAUAGUCAACGUGUCUUUGACGUUCUUCUCAAUAGCGAGGAUCAGCCUGUCAAUUCAUGUCUCUCCGCAUUCAACGAGAAUCCUGACGUCCAACAUGCUAUUCGACGUCUCAAAGCUCUAGAAAUUGAGGCUGACAAAUAUCCUGGCAGCGAUGUUGUCCAAAGGAAACAUGAAAGGGAUAUGUACCCUCAUCUGGAUACGAUCUUCAAGUUUAUCACGGCAUUCGGCCGUCCCUCAGCAACUAUGACUCAGAAACCCCGCGAGUUCCAUAUCUCCCAUGGUGCAAUUGUAGAUGGCAAUCACACAUUCGGGUUCCCAAAGGCAGAGCCCGAUUUCGUCAUCGCCAAUUCAGGUGCCGAUUAUUCCAUUUGGCGAGAUGUGUCUGCUUUCGUAGAGGUCAAGGCCACGAAAAAGCAGGGACCAAGACCGAUCGGGGCUAGAGAUAGCACAGUACAGAUGAUCACCGCGCAAGCAGCAGAUUAUGCACGUAUAUUCAUGUCUGCUCGCCCAUUCAUGCUUUUCUCGGUGGCCCUCCUCAUAUGUGGAUCCGAAUUCUGUGUCGGUGUUGUUGAUCGUGAUGGUGUCACGCUCUCUCCGGUGCUCAACAUAUGGACGAAAACGCGAACAUUCAUUCAACUCAUCCUAUCCCUUUCUUGCUAUUUGACAGAGGAAGAACUUGGAUUUGAUCCAACGGUCUAUCAAAUUUGUCACGACACCACUGUAACACUACAGGUUCCCAGACCCUAUCCAGCCUACGUGAUCGGCCCUGUAGGAAACGAUGCGGGACAGCGAUCCUGGUGUACGGUUGAACACCCAACGUGGAGUUCUAUUUCGCUCACAGGCCGUGGAUCAUUGGUCUGGAGAGUUAGGGAGUGCGUCAAGGUCGAGCAUAACAAGCCCAUGCUGAGAGGGCCGGUAAUGAUUCUGAAGAACGCCUGGCAUAACAGCAAGCGCGACUCUGAAUCAGACGUCUAUCUCUCUGUGAAGGGAAAUCAUCCUGGGGUGGCCAAAUUUCUCACUGGAGGAGAUGUGAGAGAUCUGCGACCUGUCCUUCGACGGACGGCAGAGGCCAACCCGCCUGGUCCUGUUGUCAAGGGUAUUCUGGAAAACACCAUAUCUGUUCGUCAUCUCCGCGGGGACGUUUUUGAUGCUUUCGCGCAGACCCCUGUACUCCACCGUCUGAUCUUAAGCACUGUCGGUAGGCCAUUGUGGGAAUACUCGUCCGACGUCGAAUUGCUCAAAGGUUUGCGGGCGGCGCUUGAAGGGCAUCGAUUCCUUUAUGAACAGGGCAUCUUACACCGUGAUAUCAGUGCGGGCAAUAUCCUACUAGCAGAAGAUCGCAAUGCACCCCCUGGGAGUGAAGGUUUCAUAACGGAUCUAGAGUAUGCAUGGAAGGAAACCAUAACUGACCAAUCCAAGGUGUCCGAACCGGGAUCUACAGACAGCGUUCUGGCGCAGCGUGGGGCUGCUAUCACUGGAACGCUCCAGUUCAUGGCUAUGAGUCUUCUGAAUUGCCUCCACGAGUCGAAGCCAGUGACUCACACCGUUGAACACGACAUUGAAUCUUUUAUAUGGUCAAUGAUCUACGCCAUUUUACGGAAGCUGAUCACAGUGAAACAUGCUUCUUCAAAGGAGACCCUGUUAAUGACUAAAUUAUUCCGCGACUCGUUUGGGAGGCUGGACAUAUACCUUAUCCGUCAAUCUAGGGUGUACCUCGUGCCCUUCGAUUUUCUUACUCGAAGCAAAAGUGCACUCCUCCGGGGCAACAUGUCACGUCGCCUCUUCGACUUCAUGUUCAGACUCAAAGGGUUCAUGGGAAGGAUUGCGAACGCAUUCACUCAACCGGAGGACGAGAUCACUCUCUUUGGCGCUUUUGGCCCUGAAUCAGAUCCUCAGGCAAAUUCAUUUACUCAUACAGUUUUCAAUGCCGCCUUGACAGAGGCCAUCGAGCUCAUGGAACAGGGUCCCUACAAUUGGAAAUCCGGGGUCUAA
Messenger RNA from Heterobasidion irregulare TC 32-1, 2118 nucleotides. RefSeq lists its product as uncharacterized. The coding region runs from base 1 to 2118 and encodes 705 amino acids. Lineage: Eukaryota; Fungi; Basidiomycota; Agaricomycetes; Russulales; Bondarzewiaceae. The record is from RefSeq and is a predicted model, not a curated record. The transcript has 4 exons. Gene Ontology annotation, biological process: protein phosphorylation. Gene Ontology annotation, molecular function: protein kinase activity; ATP binding.